This is a messenger RNA of Colletotrichum fioriniae, 333 nucleotides long. Lineage: Eukaryota; Fungi; Ascomycota; Sordariomycetes; Glomerellales; Glomerellaceae. The record is from RefSeq and is a predicted model, not a curated record.
AUGCGAGAAACGAGAUAUCUUGCCGAGACCAGAACCCUUCAGGAUGAGCUCAUUGCAAGCCUUUCAGAGGGAGAAGGCAACUCCGCCUUGCUUACGGACCCUGGUACCAACGCGCAGCUCUCGGGCACUCUCCAGAAGGCCUUAAAGGCUCUGCGGACUCUUCGAGCAUUGACGGAGCGUGAUGUCAGUUCGCGUGGCUCAACCAUGGAGAACAGCGGCCAAGACAUUGCAACUCCUGGUCAUAUGCCCACUGUCGGCGAAAGGCCUGCAACAGUCCAAGAUAAUGCGAUUCGGGUCUCAGAACAAACUCAGUAUGUCGACCCGGUUAUUUAA